AUGGCGCUUCCGGACUGGACAAUAACACUGGUUGCCACUGCAUCCCUCUUCUGUUUCUUAUGUUUGUUUCUGCGCUACAGGCGAACCGCACAGGUGUUUUGGAGGAAAUUAAUCAGUAAGAUAAUGGCCCGCUCGGAGAAGCCAUUGUUCCGAAUUGCGUACACACUUUACACCAGGACCAGACUUGGCUACAUGUAUUAUAAGAGGCAAAUGAGGAAAGCCAGGGAAAACUAUCCAGCUGGACAUUCCAUAUCGUGUCCUGUUGAGUUUCAUGGUAUCAAAAUAAUCCCAAUCUCAGUGUUGUCUGACAACUACAGCUACCUUAUUAUUGACACAUCCUCCAGUGUUGCAGUUGUCGUAGAUCCCGCAGAUCCUCAAAUUGUUCAGUCAGUUCUUGAGGAAGAAGGAGUGAUGUUGGAAGCUAUCUUGUGCACACACAAGCAUUGGGACCAUAGUGGGGGAAACAAGUGGUUGAAGAAGCUUCACAGUUCAUGCCGAGUGUAUGGAAACGCAGCUGACAACAUUCCUGCUCUCACGCACCCUCUCUCACACAAGGACUCACUUGUUAUUGGGCGAAUGCACUUUAAGGCCCUGUUCACUCCUGGACACACAGUGGGCCACAUGAUCUACCUCCUGGAUGGCCAAGCGGCCGAUGCCCCCUCCAGCGUCUUCUCCGGUGACCUGGUGUUCCUCUCAGGAUGUGGGAGGAUGUUUGAGGGCAGUGCCACAACAAUGCUUUCAUCCCUGGACACCGUGGGCACUCUUAGUGAUGAUACUCUCUUAUGGCCUGGUCAUGAGUAUGCAGAGGACAACUUGCUGUUUGCUGCUGAGGUUGAGCCACGCAACACUAUCAGAGAGAGCAAGUACCAGUGGGUGCUGCAGCAGCGAGGCCAGAAGCUUUGUACGUGUCCCUCUACUAUUGGGGAAGAGAAGCAGUACAACCCUUUCUUGCGGAGCCAGUCUUUGGAGCUCCACCGGGCUCUGGGGAUCCAGCAGCUCCAGGAUGAGGACUGGACAGAGUUCAGGGCACGGGUGUUGGAGGAGCUCCGGAAACGCAAAGACCUGUACAACAGGAGAUAA
Menidia menidia (Atlantic silverside) is the source of this 1080-nucleotide messenger RNA. The record is from the annotation of a GenBank genome assembly. NCBI's taxonomy places the organism in Eukaryota, Metazoa, Chordata, Actinopteri, Atheriniformes, Atherinopsidae.